Molecule: messenger RNA, 3065 nt
Organism: Bolinopsis microptera
Lineage: Eukaryota; Metazoa; Ctenophora; Tentaculata; Lobata; Bolinopsidae
Product: rab-like protein 6
Exons: 20
Coding region: 61-2457 (798 amino acids)
Cellular component (GO): nucleus; cytosol
Molecular function (GO): GTP binding
Source: RefSeq, a predicted model, not a curated record
AGGAAUGUCAGCAAUGUAAAAGUCCAAACCAACUAACCCUCCCGUUACUGGACUCCUGCAAUGGGUGCUGAACAGUCGCGCACUGGUGCUGUGGUGCCGGGUAAUGGUGCCGCGGUGCCGCACGGCAUGAGCACACUUGGACCCAACUUACAGAAGAGAUUCUCUAAAGGCAUUCAAUAUAACAUGAAAGUGGUGAUAAAGGGAGACAGGAAUGUGGGAAAGUCUUGUCUGUUUCACAGAUUGCAGGGAAAUUCCUUCAAGGACGAGUACAAUCCAACGCAGGAGAUACAAGUUGCAUGUAUCCAGUGGAACUACAAAGUGACGGACGACGUUGUAAAGGUGGAGAUAUGGGAUAUUGUUGAUAAGGGGAAGGUUAAAAAAAGGGACGGCUUAAAGAUGGACACAGAAGAGGCUGAUGUGGCUCCAACCCUGGAUGCAGAGUUUAUUGAUGUCUACAAAGGAACGUCUGGCGUCAUCAUGAUGCUCGAUAUUACCAAGUAUUGGACUUACGAAUACGUACAAAGGGAAUUGGGAAAAGUUCCAUUGGAUAUUCCUGUGAUUAUCAUGGCAAGUCAUCGAGAUAUGGAGCAUAAAAGAGCUGUUCUUACUGAAGAAGUGCAAUCUUUCAUUGCCGAACUAGAGAGGCCAUCUGAUGCAGCUGCUGUUUACUACAUGGAGGCGUCCAUGUUGGACGGAUUCGGACUCAAAUAUUUGUACAGAUUUUUCAACGUUCCGUUCUUAGAACUACAGAGGCAGACCCUGUUAGCACAGUUGAGACGAAAUGAAGAGGAUCUGGAGGCUAUCAAGGUAGAGCUAGAUGUACACGAAAAGUCUGAGGAACAAGACUAUGAUAGAUUUAAAGAGUACCUAGAGCGGAAACGAAAAGGACUCCCCAGUACAGGUCCGUGCACUGUGUCCGCUGGAGCUAACGAAACUGCUGACUCUAUUCCCUCAUCUGAAGGAACAGAUGUGUCGGAACUACAGGAUGGCACCGCCAUGUCCCUUAGAAGUAGACUUAGUCAGAAAGUGUUGCAGAACACUCCACUUCCAGCUAAACUUAACCCGACGGACGUCGGGGUGGGCAAGCAACGAAUAGAAAACUUCGUACCAGAGGGAAAGCUAGACACAAACUUCUUGGCCGAGAGCAACAACCCUAGCCCUAAACCCAGUCCUAAACCUCAACGUGCUAAAAUAAAUGAUGUGCAUAUAUCAGACAGUGAUGAUGAGCCGUCCGGGAAUCCACAGGUCACUAUGGACCAGGAAUCACCUGACGAGGAUGAUAUGGUCGUUGUGUACAAAGUCCCAUCUGAUUCAGAACCAGAACCUGUACCAGAACCAGAACCCUCCAAGACCCUGAAGAAGUCACGGAAACCUCCGAAGAGUUCGGAUGAGGAAUCGUAUGACGAUGGAUAUAAACCCAUCGAUGUAAUGGCCGACGAAGAAUUACCGGUCGAGCCCGAAAGUGAAACCAAGAACAGCAACGUGGCAGUAACAGAACCCAGUGCCUCAGUAAUCGACAUGGGGCCUUCCCCAUUACAACCCAUAGACCCCACAUCAGUUCCGCGCCAUUUUAAACCUAUCUCCAUCGGGGAUGAAGACUCUUCAAAUGACGCCACCAGCGAUGAGGUCAUCAGUGAACCAUGUGAAAUUAUCACUCCUGAUAUCGUAGUUAUCAAUGACGUGGAAGUGGAGGUGACGCCGCAAGAGGAAACCAACUCAAUCACAUCGCUAGAGGAUCUGACUUUGUCGGAGACAAUAGCUCCUCCUCCUCCUCCUCCAGAGACUGUUACUCCGGUUCCAGCCCCUCAGAUUGAUCUAGAUGUUCUCGAGAGGAUCUCGUUUGCACCGCCUAUAGCUGUGGCACCACCGAAGAAGUCUCCAAAGACAAAGAAGCGCUCUAGUCCAAAGCGAGGGCAAAGUCCAAAGGUGGAAGUAGUCCCUAAAAAGAAAGUCCCUCCUAAGAAGUCAUUGCUCGACAUUCAGUUGACUAGUAGUGAUGAGGAUGAUGAGCAGGCCCCACCAGCUACAGAGUCCCACACCCCAGAAGAGUCGGUUCAAGUGAUGAGUACGUACGAGGAACCAGAAGUCUCACAUCCAGCUCCCCCCAAGAGACUCAAUUCUACCGGCUCUCUCAAGCUUACCCACGUAGAGCCAAUUUCUCUUGUACCUGUUGAAACUCCAGCUCCUACUCCAACUCCUGCCCCCAAAAAGGGGAAGAAAAAGAAGCGAGAGAAACCAACAGAAGAGAUCAGAGAAAAGAAGAGACAAGACGAAUUGGAGGAGAAAACUGCAGACGAGAUCAGAGAAAAGAAAGAGCGUGAUGAAUUGGACGACUUCUUUGGAGGCGGUGAAGUGACCACGACUACUCGGGAGAAGCCCAGAAAAAAGAAAACAAAGAAGAAGAAACCGAGAACUGCAGCCAACAACCCCGGUGUCGACGAAUACGAACAGUUUUGAGAUAACUACAGAACCGCAUAUAAUUCCUCUCUUUUAAAUCAUUUCAAGAGUAUUUACUAGAAUAAGUCGCCGAUAUUCUAUUUCUAGUGUUGUUACUACAUAUUACUUUGUCUUGUUUUCUACUGAAUUUAUUGAACAGAUUGUGGAAUAAUGACUUUAUACAAUGUUGUAUUUAGAUUAGGGCAUACCUUGUGCUGCUGAUAUAAUAUUAACUUUUGAAAUACAAAAUUCUGCCGGUAACUAAAUUUUCUGGCCAUUCAUCGCAUAUUAAGCUGGACUUUAUGCAACAUUUUAACAGGAAUUUAUGAUAUGAAUAUUGAAACGAGUCGUUAAUACUUUAAGAGACGAUGACACAGACAUGUACAAAGUUGUGAUAAACAAGCCAAACAUUAACAUUUGUAAUUGUAAAUACGGUCCUUGAUUUAGUUGUUAAUUAAUGAAAGAUUAGCCGUGAACUUUCUUAGCGAGUUUGUGUAAUCUUGUUUUACAAUUUAGUCUUUAAAGUGUUGUUUUUCUUCCUUGGCGUGGUGUAUAGUAGUACGAGCAAUUUGUUGAUUUACUUGUUAUUGUAAUUUAUUCCCGUAAAAUUGCCAUUCGAUUCGUAUAAA